AAGAUGAAUCAAGCUACGAUGACUCAGAUGAUGCUUAUUACGAUGAUUUAGUUGGGGAAAACCUUGAUUCUUUCAAUACAUUAUCUUUACGUUCUAGGAUAUAUGAAGUAGAAUUUACAGUUCACUCUCCUCAAGAUAUCAUUAAGAAGCAAGAAUGCCCUGCUCCUGACUGUGAAUAUAUGAUCGAAUGCCAUGUGCCAGAAACCUCUCUUACAACAAUUGUUCCAACAGUUGAAUGUAAAUGUUCGAAUCGAUUUUGCUUCGGUUGCACUUUACCUGACCAUCAACCAACAACUUGCAUGCUUGUUCAAAAAUGGGCUGAAAAAUGUGAAAAUGAUUCUGAAACAAUUAAUUGGAUUUCUGCAUUCACAAAAAAGUGUGGACGUUGUAAUUCUAAUAUUGAAAAAAAAUGGUGGUGGCAACCCAAUAAUAUUAAGGACGCGGAAAACCAGCAAGCCAAAUCUCGCGCAUCCUUAGAGAAAUAUCUUCAAGAUCAAUUUCUUAUAAACGCAGUUAAUGCUCUGGUGAAAUGUCAUAUGACACUUAAGUGGACAUAUAUAUUUGCAUUUUACCUUACUCGUAACAAUCAAACAGAAAUUUUUGAAUUAAAUCAAAGUGAUAUCGAGAAUGCUGUCGAAAAGCUUUCGGAAUUAUUAGAAAAUUCUAUCAGAACAGGCAAACUUAACGAAUUGAAGGAACAAAUCAUUGGUAAAACUACAUACGUUGAACAUCGUAGAGAAAUAUUAUUGAAAGAUACUGCCAAAGGAUUACUCGAAAAUC
Molecule: messenger RNA, 780 nt
Organism: Racocetra fulgida
Lineage: Eukaryota; Fungi; Glomeromycota; Glomeromycetes; Diversisporales; Gigasporaceae
Source: the annotation of a GenBank genome assembly